Penicillium robsamsonii is the source of this 375-nucleotide messenger RNA. RefSeq lists its product as uncharacterized. The transcript has a single exon. Lineage: Eukaryota; Fungi; Ascomycota; Eurotiomycetes; Eurotiales; Aspergillaceae. Bases 1 to 375 code for a protein of 124 amino acids. The record is from RefSeq and is a predicted model, not a curated record.
AUGAAUGGUGUACUUGGGAAGGAACCUGAGGGCGCAGCUUACGGAAGCAUUGGACGGCAUGAACUGGGGAAACAUUUUAGAAUGAGGUAUCAGUUGACAGAUGAUAUUUCCGAUCUCGUCAAGGCAAUUGAGGAGAUGAGGUUAUGCGUGGAGCUCGCCCUCGACGACUUUCCAUCAAAACCUUUCUCUCUUGAAAUGUUGUCUGUGGUCCUUGCUAUGUACGACGAAAGCAGCCAAGAGGAUCAUCUAUCCGAGGCCAUUGAGGCCAUUGAACGGGCUAUACGAUUAUUGGACAUUGACCAUCCCGAUCACCAGCGUCUCAAUUAUAGUUACCGUCGCUUGCGGAGAAAGAAAGCAAGAGGAUUUUCACUUUGA